AUGGUUUGCUCAAUGUGUGGCCUUGUAGUUGCCGAGAGAGUAAUCGACGUGGGUUCGGAGUGGCGAACUUUCUCAAAUGACGCAAACGCGAAGGACAUGUCUCGAGUUGGUGCUGCUGAAAACCCUCUCUUUGAUGGGGGAGAUCUUUCUACCAUGAUUAGUGGUACAUCCUAUAAUGAUAUGCGUCAAUUCGACGAACAGGGAAGGGCCCUUUACCGCAACCGCCGUAACGUAUCAGGAUCUGAUCGUGCGCUCAUAAAUGCGUUCAAAGAAAUAAGUCAAAUGGCAGAAAGGCUUAAUCUCCCCAAAAGUAUAUCGGAUCACGCCAACCUCCUGUUUAAACAAGUCUACGAAACUAAAAACCUCCGUGGGCGAAGUAACGAUGCCGUUUCCACUGCUUGUCUUUACAUGGCUUGUCGUCAGGAGGGUGUACCCAGGACAUUUAAAGAGGUGUGUGCAGUGACACGGGUCUCCAAGAAGGACAUCGGCAAGGUAUUCAAGAAGAUUCUCAAGACUCUGGAGACCAAUGUAGCCUCUGUUUCGGUGGAAGAUUUCAUGACGCGUUUUUGCGCCAACCUUAACCUCGAUAUUGCCGUUCAGCAGCUGGCCAACACAGUUGCGCGGCGAGCACUCAACCUUAACCUCGUGUCUGGACGAAGUCCCGUCUCUGUGGCUGCUGCUGCUAUCUACAUGGCUGCUUUGGCCCUUGGUUGUCGUAAGGAGAAAAAGGAAAUUGGCGACGUGGCAGGCUGUGCGGAGGCAACAAUCACUUGCACGUAUCGAGCCAUGCACCCGAGGGCGGUGGAACUCUUCCCUGACGAUGUGCGACUCUGCAUUCGCCCAGAAAAGUUUCCCCCUUGA
Molecule: messenger RNA, 861 nt
Organism: Hydatigera taeniaeformis
Lineage: Eukaryota; Metazoa; Platyhelminthes; Cestoda; Cyclophyllidea; Taeniidae
Source: the annotation of a GenBank genome assembly